AUGUGGAUUGAGUGGCACAGGUAUCACACUCCAUUUGAAGAAACCUCUGAGGCAAUAGCAAAAGUAACACGUCAGUUCUAUGGAGCCAAGGCCAUAGGCAUUCGAAUCAUCCUAUCUGUCAAACAGGAGGUGAGCGUGAAUUUGAAGGAGGCAAUGUCAGUGGAGGAGUUCUUGGCAAGUGCUUGCCUGAAGAAGGGGCUGUCACCCCAAGAACACUUCGUUCGGAUCAAGAAGAGGCGGGAUAUGGACGACAACAACUCCUUCAUUCCCCACAGAUCCGAUCUCAUCGACAGCUACCUGGCGACACACGAAGUUGUGGAGAUCUGUGCCAAGAUCAUAUACCAAGUGGAUCUGAGCAGAAACAGUUUGACCCAAAUGUGGGGCUUCAGCGUCGAAGCAGAACUGGUGGAAAACUCCGAAAAACAAGACGAACUCUGCUGUUACAUCAGUCGAGCUGAGGAGGGCUCACUAGCAAUGUCCAACGGUCUGAUGAAAGGUGACGAGAUCUUGGUGAUCAACGGAGCAGUAGUCGGGGACCUCGAUAUGAUGUACCUGGAAGCCCUGUUGCAAGAAGAGAGGACUUUGAGUCUCGUCAUUCGGUCUGCAAGGAGAGGCCCACCGAACAACGGACGGUUGCGAUCCAGUGACUACAUCAUGAGUUUGGUGUGUCCUCCUCCUCCAUCUGAACCGCCGACUCUCAGUGAGGAGGCCAUCUGUGGCCUCAUCGUACCAGCGCCUACAGAGAAAAGCAACGAAUUGACGGGCAUCGGGUGUCCUCCUCCUCCUGUCGAUGGUCGCCGAUUGACGCAGCGAUCGUCAUCCCUCGAAAUCGAAAAUCUCCUCAAGAAUACGUGGAUUGUUGAACGGCAGAGUGCGGAGCAGGUGACAGGAAUCUGCCGGAAAGAUGAAGGGCUGGAGGGUGGGUCAUCGUUGCUGGUCGGCGGUGACCUGUCGCCUACGACCAGCCUCGCCUCUUCCUCCUUCUCACAUUCCCUCACACCCCAGCGACAGCUCAGCGACGCCGUCCGCCUUCGCAAGGUCAUACUUGAACUCCUCGAGACCGAGAAGACCUACGUCUCUCAUUUGAACAGCCUCCUGGAGAACUACUUGGAACCGCUAAAAAGGGAGACAUUCCUGAGUGCAACUGAAAUCACGGGGUUAUUCGGGAAUAUCUUGGAGAUCGUGAUGUUCCAGAGACUUUUCGCUAGGGGCAUGGAAGAGGCCAUCCAUGUUGAUGGCGACAUUUUCGCCUUCGACCAACCUCCCCAAUUCAAGAAUGUUCUGUUUGCUCUGGGGAACGCUUUCCUCUUCCAUUCUAAGAACUUCAAGCUUUACAGCUCCUUCUGUGCUAGUCAUUCCAAGGCGCAGAAGAUCCUUCAUCCACAUGAGGGGAACCAGGCCCUGCAGCGGUUCCUGAGGUUGAGAAACCCUCGAGGUCAACAUUCCAUGAGUUUGGAGUCGUAUUUGAUCAAGCCAAUUCAGCGAAUCCUCCAAUAUCCCUUACUCCUCACUCAGCUGCAGCAACUAACUCCGGUCGGCAGCGAGGAGCAUCAGCACCUCGGAGAGGCCUUGCGAGAAAUGGAGGGUGUGGCGGAGCACAUCAACGAGAUGCAAAGAAUCCAUGAGGAAUACGGAGCGAUCUUCGAUCAUCUAUGCAGGCAGCAUCUCAAGAACUACAAACAGGAAAUGGACUUAAGUCCAGGGGAGCUCCUCUACUACGGUGGGGUGGAAUGGCUCAAUAUUGGAGAAUUUCUGGGACGUGGCAAGAAGGGACUGGAGUUCCAUUCCAUGUGCUUUGUCUUCUGCACUGCGGUCGUCUUCCUGUGCAAGGAACGCCUCCGCCAAAAAAAGAAACUCAUGGGUCCUCCAAGUCGGAUGCCAGGAGGUGUGAACAGUGAGGUAGAGGUGAUUCGGUACCAGGUGCUCAUCCCGGUGAAUCAGGUGCAGGUCAGGUGCCCGAACGUGAAGGAGGUCGAAGCUCGGUUCUACUGGGAACUUAUCCACCUCAGAGGUGGAGGGAACUCCUCCCAGCCGAACAACGUUCAGAGGAGAAACGAGAAGGCCUAUCACCUUUGCAACAGUACGAGCGAGUUUCGGAAUGCCUUCAUCAAGACAAUCAGGCAGAUCAUCCGAGAGAGCGUGAGAAACAUGAGCAUCCCCUCCAACAAGGCGGAAUUGAUCCGGGGGAGCAAGGAGCACCGAGACGCUAUGCUGAGCCGUACCCUGAGCACACGGGCAUCUUCGACCUCAGGGGAACGGAGAGAGAAGAGUCACAGCAAUGGGGAGAGACGGGAUUCCCGCGGAUCCCAGACUCGGUCUCAGACCCUGAGCACCCGAGGAUCCAGGGAGUCACCCAACUUUCGAGCUCGAAGCAUGACGGAGGGCACAGCAGGUAGAAAGCCCGACUUCAAGGAGCACAGUGAUAAGAAAAUCAAGGAUGUAGAGUUGACCUUGGAGCCGACGUCGUCGCUGGACUACUCGGAGGGGGAAGGAUCUGGGGAGAAGCCGGCAUUAGGGAAGACUCCUAAGCAUCUGAGUUUGAGCAGCACUUCGACUUUGAGUAUAUCAUCCAGUGCGGGCCUGGGACAGGCCAAACUCAUUCACAGCAGUGGGACUCCCGGAAACCAGAACAACGAGGGAUCCUCUAAACCUAUGGGUAAGGAAAGAGACAGAGCUGAGGGAGUGCGACAUCAGUGCCCAGUAGGCCAGGCGGCUCCAGAUCUGGGUGGGCAACCGAGCUUUUCUAUGCUGUCCUCCACCGCUGGUUCCCCAGUGUGGAAGCCACGAGACCCGACCGUAGAAGCAUUCCCUCUACCUCCAGGGAAGGACUCAUGAUCUCCCCUGUUUGAUUUUAUAUAUACUGGUACGUCUCGGAAUGUAUCCCGUCACGAGGACUCUUUACAAUAUCAUUGCAGAGUAUUAUAUAUUUGGAUUCUUGGAAGUUGUUGGGAAAAAGUGAGAAAGGGUGACGUCUCAGUAUCAGGAGGUUUCGUUGAAUUCUUUGAUUCCCCCUUCUUUUGGCAGUUUUCAAUGUGCCAAUGCUCAAGUUCAUGAAUUCAAUCUGUCGGGAGUUUCUUCCCCCUUUCUCACUAUCCUUUUUUUCAAUAGAAGCACUAGAGAGCUUGUUGAAUGACAUCGUCAGAAAGGUAAUAAAGACCGAAGUCUUUCUUAUA
Messenger RNA from Darwinula stevensoni, 3173 nucleotides. The record is from the annotation of a GenBank genome assembly. NCBI's taxonomy places the organism in Eukaryota, Metazoa, Arthropoda, Ostracoda, Podocopida, Darwinulidae.